Messenger RNA from Portunus trituberculatus (swimming crab), 3529 nucleotides. RefSeq names its product tax1-binding protein 1 homolog. The transcript has 15 exons. The record is from RefSeq and is a predicted model, not a curated record. Bases 90 to 2900 code for a protein of 936 amino acids. NCBI's taxonomy places the organism in Eukaryota, Metazoa, Arthropoda, Malacostraca, Decapoda, Portunidae.
GAGAGAGAGGGUGGGGGGGAGGGCUCAGCUGACGUCCUGACGCGUACAAUACACGUCACGCAGGAUCGCAGACGCAGUAAUCAUUAUUGAUGUCCCACGUGGAAACAGUGAAGGUAACCACAAUGACUACCACCCCCACCCCCCUCUCCAUCACCACCAGCACCACCACCACCGCCACCACCCAGAGAGAGAUGGAUGAAGUCAGCAUUGCCUCUGACUUCAGCAUUAUUCCAGAGAGCAUGGUCGAGAUAGAGGGAGCGGCAGGGGGGGGCCACUGUCCAACCCGCACUGUGUCGACUGGGAGUUUCCUUCACUCAGAGGAUCUCCAGCCCUCACUGUCCGCCCUGGAGACACACGCCAAGGUAAGCUUCUCGAACAUCCACCCAACGUACUGCAGUGACACAGACGUAGCAGUGACCUACAGUUUGACCCCUGCCGUGAUCCCGAGGUCGUCUGACAGAGUAGGCCUAUAUAGGGUAGGCUUCACCUCCCCCCAGGAGUACCUAAGCUACCAGUGGGCCCCAGCACCCCCCCAGGACCUCCAGCCUGGCCUUGCUCCCUCUCUAACUGUGGUUUUUAGAGCUCCCAGUUUGCCCAAAGAAAUUGAUGAAUUCUACCAGUUUUGCUACGUGACUCAUGAAGGGCAGAUAGCGGGGGUCAGCGCCCCCUUCCAGCUGGUAGGGGUGAGUGCGGCAAGCGAUGUGUGCGGUGUUGAGGAGGACGGCAUGGUGGUGGUGCGUUCUGGCGAGAGUGUUUUGCACCAGAGAAUUAAUGAGCUGGUGGUGAUGAAGGACAAGCUGGUGGGAGAGUGUGAGGUGGUGAGAGGAGAGAGAGAGGAGAUGAGUAAACAGCUGGAGGAGAAGACACAGCAGCUCAACAUGUGUCAACACCACCUGCAGGCCAUCGAAGUGAAGAUGAAGAGGGUGACGGCAGAGAAGUGUGAGCUGAUGGGCCGCGUGGGACAGGUGGUGGAGGACAAGGGCCAUCUGGAGGACCGCUUGAAGACACUGGACCGAUCCAUCACUGCCGAGAGGACCAGGGCGGACACGGCGGAGGCAAAGGUCAAGGAGUUGGAGGAGGCGACCUUGACCUCACGCAAAUCCCUGGAGAAGACCAUCCACUCCCUCAGGGCCACAGAAGACCAGCUCUCACUCACCAAGGAGGCUCUAAAGGCGACCAAGGCGGAGCUGCAGGAGGAGCAGGCGGGCCGGGAGAAGGCGGUCCAUGAGUUGGCCAUAUGGACGGACACUGCCCAGGCCGACCUUUCCGAGAAGAACUCACUCACUGCUAAGUUCAACAGUGUUAGUGCAGAGCUGACAGCCAAGAUGGAGGAGAUGGAGGCAACUCGUAGGAAAGUCUUCUCACUGGAGGAAAAACUGAAGGAGGCUCUGGAGGAACUGGAGGGGGUGAAGGGUGCGCAGGAGAGUGCAGAGACAAAGGUGGCAGCAUUGGAGAGGGAGAAAGCGGUGUUGACAGAGAGACAGGAGGCUCUGGGACUGGACAACACCAGGCUGCAGGCUGCCAACACCGCCCUCAAGGAACAUGUGUCUGCCUUGCAACACCAGCAGGAGAGGGAGAUGAAGGGCAGGGAGGCCGCUGAAACUAUAGCCAGCGAUCUGAGUGGGCGUCUUCAGGCAGCUCGGACAGAGUACACCACGCUGGCUGUCAUCAAUAAGAGACUCAUGCGGAAAUUGAAGAAGAUGAGGAGUAGGAUGGAGAGCACACCAGGAGGCAGCAACACCAAUAAAGCAGGGAAUGAUAGUGUUAUGACAACCUCAAUCACAACAACCUCGUCUUGGCUUCAAUUGGAGGAGGAGGAGGAGGUGGAGGAGGAGGGUGAGAGGGUGGAGGAGGAAGCCCCAUCUGUCCUCUCCCAGUCCUGCCUCUCACAGCCUCUCACAGCCUCCUGUUGUUCUCACAGCACGCAGCAACUUAGCGAGGUAGUGAAUAAGAAGAUGGAAGAUAUUGUGAAGGAACUUUCACAGCAAAUUCUGUCUUUGAAGUGCCAGCUGGAGGAGAAGGAGAGGAGGAGUGAGGAGAAGAAGGAAGAGGAAGAGGAGGAGGAGGAGGACACACCACAGCACGCCACAGGAACAGCCACAGAUUCUCCACCGCAAGUUCUGUAUUCAAAUUCCUUCUUGAAAACUGCGACCACAGCACCCGUCUUCCUGCCAGAGGGCCUCAACACCACAGCCGCAGCCACCACCACACCACACAGCACCACAAACACCACACACAGCACCACAGAAACCACCACCACCACCACAAACACCACACAGCGCGUCAACUACCACUACCAGAUCGCCACACCACCACAGCCUACCACAGCCGGAUUUCUACCACCACCACUGCUGCCUGAGACCACCAGCACAGCACGCCACGCUGCGGUGAUGGGUCAGUUUGCCACAGCGCCCACAGCACCACCACACGAUUCUGAUGAUGAUGAUUUUCACAGCACAGACAGUGAUUCAUCUCCUGCUGUGACGUUGACCUCUGCUGUGACCUCUGCUGCUGUGCUAGGCCCCCACCCCCCUCCUGUGACCUCCCAGCCACAGCCACUGCCUCAGAAUUUGCCACAGUUAAGCAGUGACAACAGCAUGGACCCCCCCUCCCACAGCACCCCGUCCCUCUCGGUGGUCCAGUGCCCCCUCUGCAGCCUUGUGUUCCCUCAGGAGUCGGCCAGACUGCUGGAGGAACAUGUCAACUCUCACCUGGAGCAUGUUUGUCCUGUAUGCUCCAAAGUGUUCCAGAGAAAUUGCCAGGAGAGGUUCCAAGCACAUGUCCAGGAGCAUUUCAAGGAGGAGGAGGAGGAGGAGGAGGAGAGGAGGCUGGAGGAGGAGGAUUCGUCAGGCCCCUGGGGGAGACACCUCAGGAACGCCCACCUGCUGGAGAUUGACUGAAGAGAGAGAGAGAGAGGGGCAAGGGAGGGGGAGAGAGAGAGAGAGAGAGAGAGAGUGGCGAGGGAGGGGAAAGAGAGAUAGAGAAUGAGAGAGAGGGUUGUUUUAAAGUGUGUGUGUGAGAGAGAGAGAGAGAGAGAGAGAGAGAGAGAGGGGUUGUAAAGGGCUGUGAUGAAUAAAGAGAAAGAGAGAGAGAGAGAAUUUAAUCUAUAUAUAUUCAAUAGACAUACAAAUUUAUAUACAAUAGCAAUAGUCUUGGUAGUAUUAGAGGCAUUUAUGAUGUGUGUGUGUGUGUGUGUGUGUGUAGAGGCACACACACACACACACACACACACACACACACACACACACACACACACACAAAAGAGGUCAGUAACGUAUAUUGUUAAGCACUGUAGCGAGAGAGAGAGAGAGAGAGAGAGAGAGAGAGAGAGAGAGAGAGAGAGAGAGAGAGAGAGAGAGAGAGAGAGAGAGAGUAGUUGUAUUCAUAGUAAAUAUUUGUAAUGGGUUUCUUCUUCUUCUUCUUCUUCUUCUUCUUCUUCUUCUUCUUUGUCUUCUUCUUCUUCUUCUUCUUCUUCUUCUUCUUCUUCUUCUUCUUCUUCUUCUUCUUCUUCUUCUUCUUCUUCUUCUUC